Molecule: messenger RNA, 4830 nt
Organism: Lodderomyces beijingensis
Lineage: Eukaryota; Fungi; Ascomycota; Pichiomycetes; Serinales; Debaryomycetaceae
Source: the annotation of a GenBank genome assembly
AUGAGUCAUGUCUCGCAAUUACUUGCAGACUUAAACUCACUCGCAUCUGACUCCAAGAAGCGACACCCGGACGUGAGGCAUUCUGUCGACGAGGCUAUCAAACUCUUGAAACAUUACAAGCCAACAACACCAUUGGCCGAGAUCCAGGAUGCAGACACGCAAAAGGCCACAAGUCACAGUUUAACAUCCGCCUGCGAUACGGGCAACGUAAAGCUAAACAAUAUUGCCCUUCCAAUCAUCAAUCGGCUUUUGUUACUUCGGUUCAUCCCCAGUGCAAAUUUGCAACUGGUGAUGAAAUCGUUUGCAGAAUCAUCACAUUUGGCUGUUGACAUCCAAUUGAAGAUUUUGCAGUGCUUGCCGCUAUUUUCAAACUACGCCAAUGACCUAACGGGGAGCCUCAUUAUAGACUUGAUUGACAUUUGCUCGAAUUUGACCUCCAGCAAUAGGUCUCCAAUUGUAAUGAAUGCAGCAUCGGCCACGUUGCAGCAGCUCUUUUCCGAUGUGUUUGAAAGAGCAGCCAAUUCACAAGGCCAGCGUGAUUGCAAGGUCGAGGUGGAUAGCGAUGAAAUCAUUGAAGUUGACCAGUCUUCAUACGAAGCGUAUUUGAUCCUCGCCGACCUUGGGCGGAUAAUAACCAACAACAGACCCACCUAUAUGAAAUCGCUGACGCACAUCAAGGUUCUUUCAGCGUUGGACAUUUGUGAAAACUUACUCCAUGGCCACGAAAAGCUUUUCCAAACGCACCAAGAGUUGGCUUAUUUGCUACGUGUGGAGAUUGUACCGUCUUUGUUGAAGAUGCUCGACUCCCAGAGCAAAAGCUAUGCGUUGAUUGUUCGUGUUUUGAGAAUCAUACAAAUCUUGUUGAGUUCACAGUUGCAGAAUCUAAAGAUUGAAAUCGAGAUUAUCAUCUCGUUCCUUAACCAUAUCUUACUCGACAAUGAAGAAGACGAAGAACUUCGACCCAGAUGGGAAAAGAUUCUCGUGUUGGAGAUGUACAAAAACUUGUUCCAUGAUUUUGGUGCCAUCAAAUCCAUUUUUCAAACUUAUGAUCACGAUAACCUAAAAAAGGACGUCUUGCGAGAGCUAUUCACGAUUCUCGAUUCGUAUCUACAGGAUAUAAAUCCCCUAAGGGACGAUAUAGUGCGGCCACCUCGCGCUUUGUCAGAACAACAAUCUGGUUCUUCAUUCUCAACACGGAUAAUGCACAUUUCUCGAGAAAAUUCGAGCUUGAAAACGCCCAUAUUGGACCACCUUGACAAAUCAGAUCCUCCAGCGACAAUCCCCAGUACCUACCCGAUAUACUUGAUUUUUGAAAUCUUGGUGUCAUUUUCCGUCGGCGUGUCUGAUUUCGUCACUUCACUUUCAGCAGCGGGCGAAAAGGCCAACGAUAUAGAAUCAGAUGUCGAUUUUAUCAACGCGAUUAUGGAGUCAACAGCUUCAGAGGUGUCGUUACUUUACCUGCAGCUUCUUUACACAUCGACUGACAACUCCAUAUUCCAGGUUUUGUUGAAGUCCUUCCAAAGAUUUACACAUACGUUGGGUUUGCUAGGUAUAGAUUCCUUGAGGGAUAAGCUCCUUGUGGUUCUUUCCAAAACCGUGAUUGAAAAUGUGAGCAGGAAGCUGAUUCAACAACACGAACAACAACAACAACAACAACAACAAGGAGAAUAUGAUGAAAAACAAAAAGAAAUGGAAAUAGAAAAAGAAAAAGAAAAAGAAAAAGGAGAGGAAUCUGGUUCUCUUUUAGAAGAGCAGAGAAAGCAAUUGAUGGCGAUUGGCGGAUCGUUGGUCGAUACUAUCAGCGCUACUAUACAGAACUCAACAGCCGACAACAACAAUAAUGAAAACCUGGCUUCUGCUUCCCAGGCGGCGGCUUUAAGGCCAAGAAAUUUGAACCCUAGACAGGUACAGUGUUUGCGGGUGUUGUUGAGUUUGGCAUCCUCUCUAGGAUCAACAUUGGGUCGUUCGUGGUCGGUUAUUUGGAUCACUCUCCAGUGGGCAGCAUAUUUUUUGGAAGGUGCAGACAGCUUUAGCGGGUUUCUGAAAAACAGUCAGCAAGCUGGAGUCUCGCCGCAGUUAAAUGCUGCAGAUUUUGAGGUUAUUGAAGUUUCUUAUCGCAAGCUUUUUGAUAGCAUCGCAGAAAUUCCGCCCGAUGCAUUCAAGGAUUUGCUUCUUUGCUUCAUUGAGCUUUCGGAUGCUGCAUUUAGCGACAACUCUGACAACUCUGACGAAGUUGGCAAGUUUGGAUUGAAGCAAUGCCCUUACAACAAAUCUUUCCCUUUAUCUACAAUUUCUAAAGUCACUGAACUCAACCCAGUGCGGUUCAUCAUUGAAGAUGAUACAAAUUGGGAAAUUGUAUCGGCAUAUUUUACCAAACUCAGUUCUAAUAGAAACUUGAGCACAAGCAUGAGGUUAUUUGCCGCGACAGCAUAUGGCAAAGUAGUUGAGGUCAUGGCAGAAAGAGGCUUUAAUGCCAAGACAGAUGCAAUAAUCGAGCAGACAUCCGUCAAGACGUUGAAAAGUUUGAACCUCUGUUUGCAAGAGUUGUUUGGCCAAGGAAUCGCUGGGGAGUUGUUGAUGCUCAACUGCGAGACGGAGAUUCAUUUGAUGAUAUUGAAGACGCUUCACCGUUUAAUUGAAAAGUAUGAUUCUCAUUAUCAAAGUUCCUGGAAACAAGUGUUUGACAUUCUCAAUACUCCAUUCAAGGGAGCAGGGGACAUUCACCAGAGUCACUUGAAGGACAAGUUUCAGCUAUUGCUUGAGCAUUCUUUUGAUACUCUCAAAUUGAUAUUGGAUGAAUUCUUGUCAACAUUACCGAUUCAACAAUUGAAAUUUUUAGUUGACACACUCGUGAAUUUUGCUCGCCAAACAAACGACCUCAACAUUUCCUUUAGCGCGGUGAGCUACUUUUGGCUCGUGAGCGAUUGCUUUCGAUCGAGACUUGACUCGUUCAGCGAGGAUAGGAACAUUGAAUCGAUUGCAAAUUGGAAACUGGAAGGGGAACUUGUGGAGUUUAUCGACGCUCAGGACGAAUGCUACGCCUCAUAUUUCUCCCUCGACUUGUACCUCUUGUUAUGCUUGGCCAAACUAUCCAAGGAAGAAAUGCAGCGAGCACAAGUGAGAGAGGGGGCCAUCCAUACUUUUUUCCAAAUUAUUGAUGCUCAUGGGCCAAUAUUGAAACAGAAUUGGAGCAUUAUUUACGAAAUUGCUAUACCUAAUGUGGUGAGUAUAUGUCCAAAUCUGUAUUCCAAAGAAUGGCUGGAAACUUUGAGGUUGUUGUUGGAGGGAUUCACCACCAUGUACAGGAAAUACUUUACCGUGGCUGUGGACAGCAACGUGGUGGCCAAGUGGCAAAUUUAUGUUGAUUAUAUGCAAACAUUGAUCAAUUUCAAUUUGAUUGAAGUCAACUUGAUUGUGUUUGGGGCAUUGCAGGAUUUGCUUCGAGCACCGAUUCUGAUUUCAUCGAACCUGCAAGUGACUGACCUCUUGUUCAACUUGUGGAGCAGAGUCCCGGUUGAGUAUGAUUUGGUGAAUCCCGAGUACCAAGAGUCUGUUGUGCUGCACAUGAAAGUUUUCCAACCGUUGUAUCGUCAAUUGGAGCCCAACUUGACCAUUGAGCAAGUUGAUAUCAUUUCAGAUUUGUUCAAUAAAACCGCAAGAUAUCCAGUGAUUCCACUUUCGCAAUUGGACGAUGUGAAACCUUCCAAGCUUCAAGCAGCGAUCUUGGAUAACAUCCGUGAGGUUGAAGUGGACGAUUCGCAAAUACAAGCUGCUAUUGCACAAUUGUUGACCAAUAUUAUCGUGUAUCCAUUUGGAGUCAAGGCUCGCAUCGACCAGAAACUACAGAAUAACCCCGUUGUUAAGAAAAACUACAAGAUCCCCACUUUUACUGCAGUGAGUUUUCACGCGUUGUUACUUUUGGACGACAAGUUGAAAAGAUACGGUUAUGUAAAGUUGCUUGACAAUGAAAAAAACUUGGUGAGAACAAUGAAGGCACUACAUGAAAUAGUUGAGAAUAAAGCAGGAGGCCAAAAAAGAAUAGUGAAUGAAGAAAGUUUAGGUUCGCAGGCACUUUGGCAACGAAGUCAGAACUUGUUGCUACGGAUUAUUGAAUCGCUCUUGAAAAGAGAGCUGGAUCCAAGUGUCGAGCUUUUAAACUUGAUAACCAAGAGCUUGACACUCACCUUGAGGAAUGAAGAUGGCGAGUUUUUGGCAGCAUCUGAUGAAGCAUGCAAGAUUGAACAGUAUUUGCAAUUGAAAAAAGUUGUUGUGCCUCAGUUGGUCAAGACCGAGAAUCCCGCGUUUGUGUUGGAGUUUUUGGAAGAAAUCUACAACACAUCCUACUUGUACGAUUUGAAUGAAGUUGAAAAAAAUCUAAUCUUGAGCAAUGUCAAGGAUAACCACGAAGCUAUUGAGCAAUUGACCACCUUUAGCCUCCACCAGUUUUUCGGAACCACUGAGCCGUUGCACGUUUUCCCCAACAGCAAGAUCAGAAUCAACUGCCUCAAGGAACUAUACGAGUUUCUGACGCAUCCGACUAGCUACAAACCGGUUGCCGAAGUAUACCUCCUCAGAAGAAUAUGCUUUGCCUUGCGGAGAACCAUUGCCGAUUUGAAACUCGUCGUGCGCCGCCCAUUACCCAUGAUCCAACUCCAAGAAUUGAGGUUGAUUCUUGAGAUGUUGGACAGCCUCAAGGAAAUCUCGCUACCAAACGUCCAUCUUUCCAAAAAGAUGAACCAAUUGUUGAUUGAAUUGAUCCCUCAUGCAAAGAAAGUUGCCGGCAUGGGUCACGUGCUUUCCCAAAUCUUGAUCAAAAAGGGUGUGUCGUAA